This is a messenger RNA of Gastrolobium bilobum, 2183 nucleotides long. Its product is annotated as heterogeneous nuclear ribonucleoprotein 1-like. The transcript is spliced from 2 exons. The coding region runs from base 164 to 1576 and encodes 470 amino acids. The record is from RefSeq and is a predicted model, not a curated record. Gene Ontology annotation, molecular function: RNA binding. NCBI's taxonomy places the organism in Eukaryota, Viridiplantae, Streptophyta, Magnoliopsida, Fabales, Fabaceae.
ACCCUCUUCUUUCCCUUCUCUUCCCUCGCUUUGAUUCUUCCUUUCCCGAACCCAAACCCAAAUCCCCAUCUUCAUCUUUCUUCACAAAUCAACUCAUAUUCAUAUAUCUAUCUAUCUAUACAAGUAUUUAUAUAUAUAUAUAGAGAGAGAUAGAGUAAGGGAAAUGGAUUCGGAUCAGGGAAAGCUUUUUAUUGGUGGGAUUUCGUGGGAUACUAAUGAAGACAAGCUGAAGGAGCAUUUCAGCAACUAUGGUGAUGUAUUGAGCACUUCAGUCAUGAGGGAGAAGAACACUGGCAAGCCCAGAGGCUUUGGCUUUGUUGUCUUCGCAGAUCCUUCUAUUCUCGACAGGGUUCUCGAAGACAAGCACGUUAUUGAUGGAAGAACGGUUGAUGCCAAGAGGGCCUUCUCAAGAGAGGAUCAACAGAUUUCUGUCACUUCCAGAGUUGGAAACCCCAAUUCUUCUAUGAAUUCUGGAAGUGGUGGAAAUAUCAGGACAAAAAAGAUAUUUGUUGGAGGAUUGCCUCCCACCCUGACUGAAGAAAAUUUUCGUCAAUACUUUGAAUCUUAUGGACAUGUAACUGAUGUAGUACUCAUGUAUGACCAGAAUUCUGGACGACCCCGAGGAUUUGGAUUUAUUUCUUUUGAUAGUGAGGAAGCAGUUGAUAUGGUUUUGCACAAGUCGUUUCAUGAUUUAAAUGGUAAACAAGUAGAGGUAAAGCGUGCACUUCCCAAGGAUGCAAAUCCUGGUGCAAGUGGCCGUAUGAGUGGUGCUGGAGGUGGUGGAUAUCAAGGGUAUGGGGCAUCUAGUGGCAACCAAAAUGCAUAUGAUGGUCGUAUGGAUUCUAGUAGGUACAUGCAGCCUCAAAGCGCUGCAGGUGGAUUCACGCCUUAUGGCUCUUCUGCCUAUAGUGCUCCUGGGUAUGGGUAUGGUCCAGCUAAUAAUGGCAUUGGUUACGGUGCAUAUGGAAGUUAUGGUGGUGCCACUGCUGGGUAUGGUGGACCUGCUGGUGCAACGUACGGGAAUCCAAACGUCCCAAAUGCUGCUUAUGCUGGUGGUCCACCAGGUGGCCCAAGGAGUUCAUGGCCUGCUCAGACUCCCUCUGGUUAUGGGUCUAUGGGCUAUGGGAACACUGCUGCUUGGGGUGCUUCAAGUGGUGGUGCUGGAUCUGGUGGAGGCGGCCCUGGUUCUGUCACUGCAGGUCAAUCCCCUAGUGGAGCUGCUGGAUAUGGGAAUCAGGGUUAUGGAUAUGCUGGGUAUGGUGGGUACGGUGGAAGUGAUAGUUCAUAUGGGAAUCCAGGUGUAUAUGGUGCUGUUGGAGGGCGUACUGGGAGUGCUCCAAAUAGUAAUGCUAGCGGGAGUGAACUACAAGGUAGUGGUGGCAGUGGCAGCUAUAUGGGCAGUGGCUAUGGGGAUGCAAAUGGAAAUUCAGGCUUUGGAAAUGCAGCUUGGAGGUCUGAACAAGCUCAGGCAUCUGGAAACUAUGGGACUCCUCAUGGGAAUGGCUCCCAUGGUGGACAAGUUGGUUAUAGUGGUGGCUAUGGCAGUGUUCAGUCUCGACAAGCCCAACAACAGUAAUUUUGAUAGUUGAAUCUCUUGGUGGAUCCUAAACUUCACUUGCGGAUCCCUGGCUUUUAAUCUUAAAUCAUGAGCUUACAAUGAAUUCUUCCAGCAGCAAAGGAGUGACUCAAGUUCGAUGUCAAUACACAAUGGGACUGGUUGGGUUGCUUGAAUCCCAGUAGUUUGCAGUAUCUGCUUUUCUAGUUUAUAAUAAAUAGUAUGGUUGAAGAGAUACUAGAUGAUACUUUAUAUUUAGUAUUUGUUUUAGCGUGUAGCUUUAAAUUGCGUGUUUAUGAUUUUAGUCAAUCUGGAGUUCUCAGUUCUUGUAGCUUUUCACCUUAUAUGAUGGUUUGAUGCAGUUAAUUAUCUAUGUUGUCAUUUUGUUGGUGUUUUCAUUUUCUUUCCUUUAUCUGCUCUUUUUUUAUUACAGUUUGGCAAUGGGAAAUCUUAUUGUUUAAUCAUAUACAUUAAUUGUUAUGAUAUGACAAUUAGAAAUAAGAUAUUGUCAAGGUAUUUACUGAUAGCAGUGGACACUUGGGUUGAUCACUUCGUAAUGGGUAGCGAUAAUGGUAGUGAUAGUAAAAACACUUUGAGGAUGGCAUAAUCAUUUCCCCCUGUAUUUGCA